Messenger RNA from Verruconis gallopava, 828 nucleotides. RefSeq lists its product as uncharacterized. The transcript has 4 exons. Gene Ontology annotation, molecular function: nucleic acid binding; zinc ion binding. The record is from RefSeq and is a predicted model, not a curated record. Bases 1 to 828 code for a protein of 275 amino acids. NCBI's taxonomy places the organism in Eukaryota, Fungi, Ascomycota, Dothideomycetes, Venturiales, Sympoventuriaceae.
AUGGCAACAAUAAACCUGGUCGGGAAGGUCACAAGGACUCCUGACAUGACGGCAGUACACAACAAGAUAGCCAUGAUAAGUGCUGACUUGUCUCAAAACGUAAAUGGACAAACACAAGAAAUACAGAACAUCAAGGAUGAACUCAAGAAUUUGACGACGAAUGUACGAAAGGGCAUGGCGGCUAGCGAAGCGGCGACCGUGGCGGCGAAAGAGGCGGCAGAAGUCGGCAAGACGGUAGCAGGCAUGGCAAGAGAUAUUAAGAACAAUGGCAAAUACAACGUACACAACGCUUAUACUGCUCCAUCUCCAGCUCCCGUGCAGCGUGAGAUCAUCCUUAAGAGUGGAGACCUUAGCAUCAGGACAACCACCAACAGCGAGAUGCAGACGCUCCGUCAGUUCACAGAUGACUGGGUACCACGUCUCGGAAACGGAACGUCACCACCACAGAAGGCAAUGUCAUCAAUAGUCAUCGAGUUCACAAAGCCAGAAGACGCCAACAGGAUCAUCGACGAGAAUUUGGUCUGGCAGUGCGAGAUGUGCCCGGCCGAGCGAUACGAGAGGCAGUGCCGACUAAAGCAGUGUUUCCAGUGCCAAAAGUACGGCCACAUAGGAACCCAAUGCAAGGCAGCGAAAACAUGUGGCUACUGCGCGCAGGAACACAGUUACUGGGAAUGCCCGACGAAGACAAAUCUGGAAGCCGCUAGGAAGUGUGUCAUAUGCCACGGCACACAUGAGGCCUGGAGUCGGGAAUGUCCAACCAGGAAGGAGGAGGUAGCCAAGAUUAAGGCGAUCCUCGCAACCCGUCCCAAAUACCACACCCGACUUUGA